Molecule: messenger RNA, 3052 nt
Organism: Rana temporaria (common frog)
Lineage: Eukaryota; Metazoa; Chordata; Amphibia; Anura; Ranidae
Exons: 11
Coding region: 56-1042 (328 amino acids)
Cellular component (GO): extracellular region
Molecular function (GO): hydrolase activity
Source: RefSeq, a predicted model, not a curated record
CCAGUGGAAGAGGACGGGCGCCGCACUCCAGCCAUCACCUUGCCUACCUGCUAAAAUGAUGGGGUACAUCCUUCUCCUUGCCCUCAUUGGGCUCUGCAGCGCCCAGUCCCGGCUUGGCAGCUACAAUUUGGAUAGCACUGCGACAGUUUCUGGAUUGUCCUCCGGGGCCUACAUGGCCAAUCAGUUUCACGUGGCACACUCAGGAAAGGUCACAGGAGCCGCUAUCUUUGCAGGAGGUCCCUAUUAUUGUGCGUUGGGAAACGCAUUAACAGCCUCCACCACAUGUAUGAAAAUCCCUUCUGCCAUCGGUCUUCUUGCAAUAAGAACGUAUACACAAACCGCUGCAAACACAGGAUUCAUUGACCCAUUGUCUAACCUGGGCCGUGGACGUGUCUUCAUCUUUUCUGGAACAAAAGACAGUGUCCUCAUACAAGGGGUGGCCAAGAAGCUGCAGGAGUUCUACACAGGGUAUAUAAGCUCUGCAUCUAUAAAAACUGUAUACAAUGUGGCUGCUGAACACGGGAUGCCUACCGACAGCUACGGAGGUACCUGUGGAAUAUUGAACGAUGUCUAUAUCAAUAACUGCAACUACAACGGUGCUUAUGAAGCUCUAAAUCACCUCUAUGGUGGACUGCAGAAACCCAGCAGUAGUGCCGGACAGUCUGGACAGCUGAUCCUGUUUGACCAAUCCGAAUUUUUCAACCUGGCCCCUGCUAUCACUUAUGGCAUGGACUCAGCAGGAUACAUCUAUGUCCCUUCAGCAUGUGCAAGUGGAACAAGAUGCAGGCUUCAUAUUGCAUUCCAUGGAUGUCUCCAGGGCAGAGAGAAGGUUGGUGAUACGUUUGCCAGAUAUGCCGGUUACAACCAAGUCGCUGAUCUGAAUAAUUUCAUCAUCCUCUAUCCUCAAGCCAGGACCAUUUUGACCAACCCUAACGGAUGCUGGGACUGGUGGGGAUACACAGGCAUUGCCUAUGCUACCAAUGAUAGCUUCCAGAUAACUGGAGUGGAUAGGAUGAUGCGGAGGACUCAGGGACUGUAUUAAACACUUUGUUGAUUUCAUCUCUGGACAUUGAUUGCCCUGCUGAUUCACACCAGUUAUAAAAAGAAUGAUAAUAUGACUAUGUACAGCAUGUAAAAUCUACCUAGGACUAUGUACAAUAUUCUAGUAAUUUCCACCCAAACCAUAAUUUUUAGGGUUAAAAAACAUAAACAAACACUGAUACCUGGAAAUGAAUGAUAAAAUACAGUUCUGUUUCCUAACCGUCUCCAUUGAAAAACGGACUUGUAAAGGCAAUUGACAGAUGUGUGGUAGCGAUGGACCCGUAGGAAUGAGAAUUGGUUUUAUUGUUCAAAAGAAGAUGUGUUCUUCUUAGAGGAGUUGGGGAUACGCAGGCAUUGCCAAUGUGAAAGUGCAGGGCUUUGGUCUGAUUCAGGUCCUAGGCUGCUGCAUCUCUGAUCACAAAAGAAGAAAUGCUCAUCUAAACAUCAAAUCAUAGAUGUGGUUUGGGGAGCAUCUAACUAAAAUUUGUAAUUUUGCUUAGAAAUUGUGUACAAUAUUUAUUGAACAAGAACAUCAGAUGCAACUAAUGCAUUUCAGAGAAGGGCCUAACCCUUCUUCAAGGCUUAUAUAUCGAUUUGGUAUUUGAUCAAGUUGGGUUUUACUGUGAAGUCUAGAUUUUGUGACAUCUUUGUUCAAAAAAUAUUAUAAAUUAAUUUCCAAAUGAGAUAACCAUUUUUAAUGUCAUCAAACACAUAUUUUCAGUUUGUGAAGGCAAUGUGAUUGUCUGCAUUUUCUGCCAAUUAAUGUACUAUAAAGAUGUGGGUGUGUCAACAGCUGGAGACAGUUGUCAAAGAUGGCCAAAGCUUGAAUGUCCAAGACCAUAUUUAUGAUGUGUAAAAAAGGGGGUUUAUAGAUAAUGUUUUAGAAUAUAUAACAUAUUAUUUUAAUUUUGCAUAGAUCAAUUUAAAAAACAAAAUGUAAUGUAAAACUUUAACCAUAUGCAGAUAACAAUUAUCUAAAAAUCCAAGACAUUUCAUCCAUUUCAUGCAGUAGCUAUUGCAUUAUAAUGCACUUUGUUAUUCAAACCUAAAUCAAGGAGCUCCAGUCAUCUAUGCAUUUCAAAGAAUAUGUCUGCCUUAUCUGGACUCUGGUGUCGCUUUUAAUUUUAACAAACUUGUCUUUAGUAAUUCAAUGUCCAGUUGAAUAACAAUCAAAUUAUACAGCAAGUACAUACAGCCACAUUAAUAAUAUGUAAAUGUAAUGGAUCAAAUAUCUUGGGUUUUUAGAUAUUUGUUACUUGUAUAUGGAAAAUGUUUUACUGCACCGUUAAAAAAUAAAUAAAAAAUCUAUAUACAAAUAAAAUUAAAUAUUUUUAUAUAUGUUAUGUUUUCUAAGAUUCUUAUAUGACAUAGUCUGACAUAGCGGCCCCCUUUUUGUUAUACAUUGUGAAUAUAAUUUUGGACAAUUAGUGUGGAGGUCAGGGCUGUCAUUUUCUCCACUACAAGCUAAUAUUACAAGAUGUGAAUGUGUGGUAGAAACCACAUUAUACAACUGGACAAUGGAUUGAAAUGUUCUUGUUGCUUAUGUACAUAUCAUUUAAGGAGACCUGUUACAUACCAUUUAAAGCUAUUCAAACUAACUUUAAAAACUUGAAAUCAGAGGUAUUUUCAUGAACCCUUAUUCAUUAUCCUGAAUGCCCUAAAACCUCUGAACUCAGAUGCUCAAAAUUCAAAUGCCUUCUCCCAGUUCUGAAUUUGGGGCUCAGUCAAUUCCCCCAGUCUAGUCAACACUCCCAAUUCCCCCAGUCCAAUGCAACAAGUUUUAUCAACCUAUAGACAGUUUGUCAGAGGUUUGACUUCAGAGAUGAACGCCUAUGUCUGCAUACUGAGUUCUGAACGUUUAGAGGUUUUUGGGGGUGAUUAGGAAAACAAAGGUUUAUGUAGGAAGUUCUCAGGGCCCGUUACAAAAAUUGUCUUGGGAAAAAUACUUGUAUAGAUCAACUGCAAAAUUGCUUUGCAAUAACUUUAAUAAAUAUAGAUAAAAAUAGUAUUA